AUGAUGCUUUCUGUGGAUCAGUUACCCGAAGACGUGCUUCAUGACCUAUUCGAUUGGCUAUCGGUGAUCGAUCAACCCACUUUGUUUAUCGCGAACAGAGCCCCGUUGGUUGAGACCUCACUCGGCUGGAUCACUGCCUCGCAUGUAUGUCGACGAUGGAGGAGUUCGAUCCUAAGCAUGCCGUUGCUAUGGGCUGCUAUCGCUGGCGGCGUGUCUGCUUCGCAAGCGACAUGCGAGACCUUCAUCGAACGCGCCGGACGAGCCCCAUUGCACUUCUGGACCUGGCAUCUUCAGCACUUUGGGCGGAUAGAGUCUCAUCCGGACUAUUCAGUAUCUCCUUUACGCCGCAUGGUCGCACAGCUUACGCCUCGAUACCGCGAUCGUCUCGAGAGGUUGGCGCUAUACAUUGCAUCAGGUCGGCGGAUGAGUGUCGAUGGCGGGAUAUCCGACCAGAGGGACCUUGCUAUCGUCGAGAAAUGCUCCUUCCCUCAGCUCAAGGAUCUCUACUUGGAAUCGGACGACCAUCAUAUACGAGUUACUGCUGCAUUCGAAGCCCCAAAGCUCGAAAACCUGUACAUGAAUCAAAUCUUCCUCGCAUUCCGAGCGCCCAUUCUGCGCUUCCUGCGCAUCGACAGCCGUCAAGUGGUCUCUUUUAAGACCUUGCGGGAUGGCAUCGCGUCUUCCCCGCUCUUGGAAGAACUUGAGCUUGGGCUCUACAAUGUCUACGAUCUGGUGGAUGAUGCAUCGCUGCCUCCAAACUCUCACAAGAAGAUACGGCUUCCUCGUCUUGCCGUUCUACAUUAUCACGGAACGUGUCAGCCUUUUCGACUGUUGCGAGAAGCUAUAGACGUUCCAACGACCGCGUUAUUAUCGAUGGAUCUUUCAGAGACCACCCAGGCCGAAGUCAUAUUUCUAUUCACAUACACUCGUGACUUCAUUUCACAUCCGAAGAACGAUUCUUUGAGGCUCUCGUUCACUGAUGACAACAACACCAAGACAUUUCAUGUCCAAAUUUAUCAGUCGACUGCUGCAGCCCAGCACGCCACGGCGGACGGGAUGCGCUCUCGCUCCGGUGUAUACGUCUACCUCCGAGAUAGCGGGAUCUGGCCGCGAGGUGAUGAGAUACGGAGCUUGAUGACAGCUCUGCUCGCCGCGGCAGAGCUCGGUAACAUACGUUACCUUGAUUUCGACCGGAUCUCCGACGCAUGCUUCGAAACUGAAGAGAUAGCCAUGUUCCAACGAGUUCUGCGACCCCUCACGGAUGUCACAUCUGUUUCUGUCGGGCGAGAGAGCGACCUGCACUUCGCGCACCGGCUUCUGUGUCCGGAUGCCCCUGCCAGCCCCCUCUUCCCUCACUUGCGCUCACUGGUUCUCAAACCUCCUCGAGAUACCAUACCCCAAUUGGCGAGCAGCUCGUUGAGGGUCUUGUCUGGUGUCGAUGGACCGAGACAGCACAUGGAGACGAAAUGA
This is a messenger RNA of Peniophora sp. CBMAI 1063, 1470 nucleotides long. NCBI's taxonomy places the organism in Eukaryota, Fungi, Basidiomycota, Agaricomycetes, Russulales, Peniophoraceae. The record is from the annotation of a GenBank genome assembly.